AUGGAGGUCCGACCUACGUUGAGCUUUUCGAAGAAGGACAAAAUUGGAACCAUACAACCACACGAUGAUGCUUUAAUAGUAGCGCUCAGGAUAGGAGGCUAUAAUGUGAAGAGAGUGUUGGUAGACCACGGUAGUGGUAUAGAAAUUAUGUACCCUGACUUAUACAAAGGGCUGAACCUGAAGCCUGAGGAUUUGACAGCAUAUGAUUCACCUUUGGUAAGCUUUGAUGGAAAAGUUGACAUUCCAAAGGAUCAGAUUAGACUACCCAUACAAAUAGGUUCAGAGGUAGUAGACGUGAACUUCAUUGUGGUGGAUAAUUAUUCUCCAUACACGGCCAUUAUGGCAAGACCAUGGCUCCACACCCUGGGGGCUGUUUCUUCCACCCUGCAUUUAAAGGUAAAAUAUCUGUCCGGGAACCAAGUUGAAAAGCUUAUUAGGAGUCAAUCUAUGGCUAGGCAGUGCCUGGUGGCUGCAAUUAUGCAUCAGCCUGAAGCUGAGUCUUUAGCCUCUACUGAGGGAGGCUCAUAG
Messenger RNA from Quercus robur (English oak), 528 nucleotides. RefSeq lists its product as uncharacterized. The record is from RefSeq and is a predicted model, not a curated record. Lineage: Eukaryota; Viridiplantae; Streptophyta; Magnoliopsida; Fagales; Fagaceae. Bases 1 to 528 code for a protein of 175 amino acids. The transcript has a single exon.